Monopterus albus (swamp eel) is the source of this 946-nucleotide messenger RNA. It is a transcript of the gene cmc4, whose product is annotated as C-x(9)-C motif containing 4 homolog (S. cerevisiae). The coding region runs from base 371 to 565 and encodes 64 amino acids. The record is from RefSeq and is a predicted model, not a curated record. NCBI's taxonomy places the organism in Eukaryota, Metazoa, Chordata, Actinopteri, Synbranchiformes, Synbranchidae. Gene Ontology annotation, cellular component: mitochondrial intermembrane space. The transcript is spliced from 3 exons.
AAACAUUUUGGUUACACAGUAAAGCAAAGCUAUUUCACACAGCGAGAUAGCCUAUACCCUACAUUCAGUUGCCUUUGGACUAAAAACAAACGGUAAAAAUUCUGUUCAAAGAAACUUUUUUCUUGUUUGUGCUGUUUCUUCUUGUAGGUUCUUAUAAUGGAAUUUAUCGUUUACUGCGUGUGAAACGUUAAUUGUAUGCCACCAGGUGUCGCUGUUUCGCUAUCACUAAUUAUUUCAUUGGCUAGUAACACGUCAUGUGAUCAAAACAUUGCCUCACAGGAGGAAGUGGCAUUAGCAGCUAGCAUUAGCUUAUAACGACAUUUCAUCCAGGAUCUGACGUCCAUGUCAUCUACCCUGAAUCUACAAAGGCAUGCCGCAAAAAGACCCGUGUCAAAAACAAGCAUGUGCAAUUCAAAAGUGUUUACAAGCUAACAAAUACAUGGAGAGCAUGUGUGAGGAUGUGAUCAAGGAGAUGCGACGGUGCUGUGAGAGACAUGCUGAAAACUCGAACUGUUGUUCUGGGUUCAAGAACUCAAAACCUACGGAGAACAAAACUAACAAAUAGCUCCCCGUGAACUGCUUGAAUGGAAAGUGUCAGAAGUAACACUGUAUCAAGGUUGACUGUGUAAUAUAUCUGUAUCACAACAGUGGAUUGAGUUAUUAUUAUUUACAGAAUUUGGAAGAAUGUGAUUUAAGUGGUUAACGCUAAAUGAUCUCUGUUUAAACAGUCCGUAGCAGACGUUUUGACAUAUCACUGCAGAAACCCACAUAUCGUGAGCACACUGGGGCACAGCUACUGUAUAUGAAGUGCAACCAGUAUUAAUUACACUUGUGUCAAACAGUCACACCUCUCUGGCAGAGUCACAACAUGAAGUUGAAAAUUAUAUCUUAAUUUAACCUGUCAAAUGUAGUAUGCUAAUUAUUAAAGGAAAGACUGUUUCUUUUC